This is a messenger RNA of Verticillium alfalfae VaMs.102, 1773 nucleotides long. Its product is annotated as GTP-binding protein. Gene Ontology annotation, biological process: translational elongation. Gene Ontology annotation, molecular function: translation elongation factor activity; GTPase activity; GTP binding. The transcript has 4 exons. NCBI's taxonomy places the organism in Eukaryota, Fungi, Ascomycota, Sordariomycetes, Glomerellales, Plectosphaerellaceae. The record is from RefSeq and is a predicted model, not a curated record. The coding region runs from base 1 to 1773 and encodes 590 amino acids.
AUGGCGACCAAGAAUAUCAACAAGGCAAUAGCCCACGAGAAGCGCAUAGGGGAGGCUGCCCUCAGCGACUUUGCCGAGUACGUCGAGCAGCAGCAGUCGCUGCGCUACCCGAGCACCAAACCCGCUGCCGACGGCGCUGCGAAGCCCAUCGCGGGCUCGCAUGACGAACACCAGCAUGCUGAGCUUGACGAGCUCUUCGACAACCUGGACCUCGGCGAUGCGACAGGCCCGAGUGUCAGGCUCAAGGACAUGCUUCUCGGAGCCGACGAAGAGACGUUGAAGCAGCUCAGCAAGAACUUGGCUGAGAGGAUAGAGGAGGGGCAUGGCGAGACUGUGUUCGACCUCGGCUUUGAGAACAAUGGCGACUCGUUGGGUCUUGACCUCGAUCAGUGGCAUACCGCGUACAAGAGGUUAGACGAAGCAGCUCAGCUGGUCCAUGCCAACUGCCAGUUGCUGCUCACGAAGAAUGUGGGUGGAGAAGUGGAAGCUCCGAGCGCCAAGUCGAGCAAAGACAAGGACUGCUCCGGCAAGGUCAUGAUUCGGCAGAAGCCAAACACGGUGGAGGACGUCAUCGAGACCAGGAUAGCAGUGGUGGGCAACGUUGACGCUGGAAAGAGCUCGCUGCUUGGCGUUCUUGUAAAGGGUGACCUUGACGACGGGCGGGGGAAAGCUCGAGUCAACCUUUUCCGCCACAAGCACGAAAUCGAGUCCGGGAGGACCAGUUCCGUCGGCAUGGAGAUUUUGGGCUUUGACACCGCCGGUCAGGUCGUUGUCUCUGAUGUGCCUGGACGUAAACUCUCGUGGGAGGAGAUUGGCAAGCGCAGCUCCAAGGUCAUCACCUUCACUGACUUGGCAGGCCACGAGAAGUAUCUGCGCACCACGGUCUUCGGUCUACUGUCCAGCAGCCCCAAUUACUGCCUGCUCAUGGUCGCGGCGAACAACGGUCUCAUUGGUAUGAGCAAGGAGCACCUUGGCAUUGCGCUAGCCCUCAAUGUGCCCGUAAUGGUUGUCAUCACCAAGGUCGACAUCUGUCCGCCCCAGAUUCUCGAGCAGACCAUCAGUCAGAUUACCAAAAUCUUGAAGAGUCCAGGCGCCAAGAAGAUUCCCAUCUUCAUCAAGGAUCGAGAAGAAUGCAUCAACACAGCCACGCAGUUCAUCAGCCAGAGAAUCUGCCCCGUAUUCCAGGUGUCGAACGUCACAGGCGCUAACCUCGAUCUUGUGAGGACGUUCUUGAAUAUCCUUCCCCACCACGGCCGAUAUGACUCGGAGGCGCCCUUUGAAUUCCACAUCAACGACACCUUCUCUGUCCCCUUUGUCGGUACGGUUGUGUCCGGCAUCGUCAAGUCUGGCGUGAUCCACGCCGGAGACAACAUUCUUAUCGGCCCCGACUCUCUCGGCCAGUUCAUGACGACCAGCAUCCUGCUGAUCCUAUCCCACGCAACGACCAUUCGCACGCGGUAUCAGGCCAUGCUUCAUGUCGGGCCCGUCUCGCAGACGUGCGCCAUCAUCGACGUUGAUCGUCCGUACAUCCGAACCGGUGACCGCGCCACCGUGGCCUUCCGCUUCAUGCAACGCCCCGAGUACCUCGCCCCAGGGGACCGCCUACUCUUCCGUGAGGGCCGCACAAAGGGACUUGGCAUCGUCAAGGCCGUUGGCUACGAUCCCAAGAAGCCGCUCUCGCCCCAUGGGCCCGACGACGGACCAGCGCCAGACGAAGGCAACGGACAGGCGGGCCAGCCGGCCGUUGGGCAAGAGGUCCAUGUAGGAGCGUGA